ACACGACACUAAUUGCGACAACUCGGGCAUAAUUAGUUGAAAAUUUUAUCUAGCAUGUUGGGGGUGUUGCCGCCUUAUCUUCUGUUGCUCUGCAUAGGAGCAGCAAGUGCUCAGAUUGCCUAUACGCGACACUUGUCCGAUUUACGAAUAAGAGAGUUGCAAGACCUGGCCGUGCGCCUAAACCACUCGAUUAACACAGAAAAAUAUGCUUGUGAGAACUACUUUGACUACGUUUGUAGUCGUAAUAGACCCCUCUUCUCAAUCAUGGGCCACAUUCCGGAAACCAGUUCAUUGAUUGAGCUUCUAACUGAACUGCAAAACGAUCCGCAGCAAUUUGAGGCCAAACAAAAACUGCUGGAUUUCUUUAUCUCGUGCAACACUCUCAAGUCGGUCGAGGACUGCUACCGCGAGACCUUCGAGUACUUCAAGCCGCUCUUUGGCUACAUCAUAACGAGGAACCUCGUCGACGGUAGCACGCAUGAGCUUCAAGACUUUCUCGACGUGCUCACGGCUUUCCUAAAGAAAACGCAGCAGAAUGUCAUUUUCGAGCGCCAUCCCAUACGCGCUAAUUUAGCGACCUAUCACCAAAAGUUUCUUACUCCACGCACUUACUUUCAAGUGGGCGAUCUGAACCGCGAGUACGGGGCUCUGCGCAUAUACAGAGAAAGUUACCAGCACAACUUGCGGAAUCUGGAACUCCAUCGGAGACUGAACUCCACAUACGAACUGGGUGUGCAGCGUACCAUGUUGGACUGGAGCCUCUAUCUAUACCAGAGCCGCAGCAAGCCCAUGUCCUACUACUAUUCCACAUUUACGGUGCACCUCUACAUGAUGUUGUUUAAUAGCACGGAACGGCAGCGCGACUUCCAGCACUUUCGCGAGAGCGUUGAGUGCCUUAAGCUGCCGCAGUUUGUCAAUGUCCUUGAUGAGGCGCGAACGCUCGCCGUUAUUUACCUGAAGAGUUUUCGCAAUGCUUGGCAGGACUACAGCGACUGGAUCAAAUCGUCCAAGGCGCAUGGCGAGAUCUACGACCACGAGAAUGAGAUAUUAAAGCAAUACCAUCUAAGCAACAAGCGAUUUUUCUUCACGUUCUAUGCACAGAAUUUCUGCGAAUUUGGCAGAGAACUGGCCGAAAAUGUUUUUUAUUUGGGGUUGAAGCAAAAUCCCGAUUUCUUUAACAUAUAUUCGUGUGGCUAUCAGACGGAAUUAACCACAAACUGUGUUUGAUAUAUCGACUUGAUUAAUAAAAAAUAGUUGUGUUCUUCAAAAGCA
Messenger RNA from Scaptodrosophila lebanonensis, 1272 nucleotides. RefSeq lists its product as uncharacterized. NCBI's taxonomy places the organism in Eukaryota, Metazoa, Arthropoda, Insecta, Diptera, Drosophilidae. Gene Ontology annotation, molecular function: metalloendopeptidase activity. The record is from RefSeq and is a predicted model, not a curated record. The coding region runs from base 55 to 1227 and encodes 390 amino acids. Gene Ontology annotation, biological process: proteolysis. The transcript is spliced from 2 exons.